GUCCACUACCAACUCCCCUCCUCAAUUCCCACUAUUUAUACUCUUUCCCCCAUUUUCCCCUUUCACCAAAACAACAAAACCUCCUCCAUGGCCUGGACCCGACGAUCCCCCGUCGGCAACGGCUCCUCCGCCACCGUCUACCUCGCCUCCACUGCCUCCUCCGGCCAACUAUUUGCUGUCAAGUCCGCUGAGCUUCUCAAAUCAGACUUCUUGAAAAUAGAGCGAAGGGUUCUUUCUUCCCUAUCCAACCCUUCAAUUGUGGGCUACAAGGGAUUCGAUGUAACUAGAGAAAAUGGGAAGCUAAUGUACAAUCUCUUCAUGGAGUACGCUGCCGGUGGUACUCUCGCUGAUGAGAUAUUCCGGCGUGGUGGCCGGAUUAAGGAGGCAACGGCGGCGUUUUACACUCGUGAAAUUGUUAGAGGAUUGGAGUACUUGCACAAACAGGGGUUGGUGCAUUGUGAUAUCAAAGCUAAGAACAUUUUAAUCGCUGGAGAUGGUUUGAAGAUUGCUGAUUUCGGAUGCUCCAGAUGGGUUUGUGAGUCCGAGGCAGUAAUAGGCGGAACGCCGAUGUUCAUGGCACCGGAGGUGGCGCGUGGGGAAAAACAGGGGAUUUCCUCUGACAUAUGGGCACUUGGGUGUACAUUAAUCGAAAUGGUCACCGGCGCUCCACCAUGGAAAAUUACCGACGACCCAGUUUCGGUGUUGUACCGGAUCGGAUAUUCUGGCGAGUCUCCGGAGAUUCCGAGCUUUCUGUCGGAGAAAGGAAAGGAUUUUUUAAGGAAAUGCUUGAGAAGGGAAGCAACAGAAAGAUGGAGUGCGAGUCAACUUCUUGAGCAUCCAUUUUUGGGGGAAUUGAGUUCUGGGUUGGAGGAAAUCAAGGAAUUACAUUUAUAUUCUGAAUCUCCGACGAGUAUUUUAGAUCAAAGCCUCUGGAAUUCCUUAGAAGAAGAAUCAGAAACUUUGUUGAGAACAGAGCAAUGGGACGAUGACAGAAUCGAACGGCUGGCUACGUUUUCAGGAGAAAUUAAGUGGGAAUUGGGAGACGAGAAUUGGAUCACAAUCAGAAGCUAUGUAGAUGGUGAAGACGAAGACGAAUUAAAUUUUAGUAGAAAUGAUUUAGACUUAGUGGAAGAGGGAAGAAUAGUUAGUGAGGAAAUCCAGUAUUUGGAAUUGUUAGAUAAAACAGUUAGCUUUAGAGUAAGGUAGUGAAAUUAGUACCAACAAUAUACAUAUCUAACUUGUUAGUUCAUCUAAUCUUAAAAGUUUUGAUAUUUUUCAACUAAAUCUCAAUGUUUCAUUA
Cucumis sativus (cucumber) is the source of this 1300-nucleotide messenger RNA. Its product is annotated as mitogen-activated protein kinase kinase kinase 18. Gene Ontology annotation, biological process: protein phosphorylation. The record is from RefSeq and is a predicted model, not a curated record. The coding region runs from base 88 to 1206 and encodes 372 amino acids. Lineage: Eukaryota; Viridiplantae; Streptophyta; Magnoliopsida; Cucurbitales; Cucurbitaceae. Gene Ontology annotation, molecular function: ATP binding; protein kinase activity. The transcript has a single exon.